UAGGUAGUUGGCAUAUGUUUGAAAGGACUCUACGAUGAUGGAGGAAGCAAGUUCGAGCCGCGACGUAAUAGUUAUUCCGCCCGGAAAACAGCUACGGUUUCGAUGUAAGUUUGAAGGGUGCCUGAAGAAAACGAGUCUUUCCAUUGUUUCUGUAAUGGAUCAUGUCGCAGCACAUUUCGCUCGACAAGAAGGCUCAGAUCGCAUUUUCAAUUACUACUGCAGAAAGUGCGGAGUACGUUUUUUCUUGAAAGGGAUGUGUUUGAGAUGUAAAUGCAACGCAAGAGGCGAUGGAGAGCAGUUCAUAUCGCUCAAAAGUGGGAUCACUCUCGAAGACAUGAAGCGAGAAACGAGCUUUUUUGCGUUUGCACAUAAAUGGAUAGCACCUGUGCUGGAUGACAUGCCGGGUGCGCCACCCGCGAGUUCGGUUGGACCUCAAACAUCAGCGAGCUUGGAUGAAGUUGUCAAGGAACACGGACCUGUUCCAAUUCCUCAAGGAAGAGUUCGAGUGGCAUCGCGAACACCGCUGCAUUAUCCGCAAGGGGUGCAAUACUAUGAUGAUGAAGAAAAGCUGCAGUUACCCGGAAACUGUCCUCCUUUGCCUCAGAAUCGCAGUGGUAGAUCUGCGUCGAACUUCGUAAAAGAGGGAAAUUCAGUCAUCCGCAUGAAUGAAGAUGGCGAAAAUCGAGCGGUGAAAAAAUGGAAUAGUUCUGUGCGCAAACCGCAUUUGUUCAAUAACGAUCUCUCACGCUCGGAAGUUUUGUCCAAUCAACCCAGUGCCCAUCCUUCUACAUCCAAUUGCGAGGCUCAGCCACAGAGACCACUGCAGGAGAUUGUCGUGAAAGUGGAGGAAGAACAGCAUAGCGAACCGUGCUCAAGGGCUGAGGUGUCUUCUCCCGAUCUGGCCGCGAAUAUCACUACAUUCUCGUCGUAUGCGGCUACAGCUGCUCAUACAAAUCAAGCUUCUCCAUCACCGCCGUCUGCUCAGAAUUUACCAUUUUUGCUGGACGUUCAUGGAAACACUAUUAACGACCAUCAUCGUGUUUUGCUUCCUCCGCCGCCUCCACCUCCACCAUUAGAUGCGAAGGAGUCCGCUUCACAGUCCAAAUCCGAGCAUUCUUCAACGACAGCUCAAUGUGAUAAGAAUGCUAAGAAACGUUCUGCUACAACGGUUCGAAUGCUCAAUAAAAAGAGCAGACAAGAUGGGCUUCGGGAGGAGAAUCCUUCUUCUCCGCGCUUGUCGCGACGGCAGUCGCGUAGUCCUCGAAUUCAUGGCUCGAAGACCCCAACCCACGAACAGGUAAAGUCGGGACCAAGAACACCAGAUCCGCACAUCUUAUCGGACAGCUGUAUUAGUCCUCAAUUAGAGAAUGAGACGACUGGUUAUCCAGCACCAAGUAAUGCACAUCACACCACCGCUUACGCACCGCCUGUGUCUUUGGAGAGUAAUGCCUCAAGCUCUGCACUUGAGAUUCCUUUACCUGCUUCUCGAACCCUUGGCAGUGGCCCAUCAACUUCAGCUGAUAUCAAAGAAGAUGAAGAAGAUGUGUACAAUGGACCUCGAAAUGUUCAGGAAAGUAGUGGUAUAGUGAAUGCUCCUGAUGAGGAAGGAGAAAUAGAUCAGACGUCGAACAACCGGCCCGAUGCGCUGCCUCCUCCGCCUUCAUUCCCAUUUCCGUUCUUUCCUCCGCCGUUUCCACCGCCACUUUACCCCUAUAUGAUGCCUCGUCAGUUUCCGAUGCCACCGCAUCCUUUUCCCAUAUACAAUCAGUUCGGACUGCCUCUUCAAUCUGGAAUGCCUUACCCCGAACCAUUAGCACAAGGAACACCGCCACCCGGAGUGCCGCAGCCAAGACCAGCAUCUGCGCCAUCGCUGGGUAUGCCACCCAUCGCUUACCCCCAUCCCUACCACCUAAUGUACUACCGACCUUCAUAAAAAACCCUUCUCUACUAUCCGAGUACUUUCCCACUAAUUUUCUGAAUGCCAGACUUAUUUUACGUGGUAGUCUGAUAAUAUUCUGUAGAAGUUUUUGCUUUGAUUUGGAUCAUGUGGUGUUCAUGACUGCAUCAUGGCCAACCUGAUACAGUCAAGUCAUUUAAGAUUUUUUCUUUUUUCCUCCGUUAGGUC
Molecule: messenger RNA, 2125 nt
Organism: Cylicocyclus nassatus
Lineage: Eukaryota; Metazoa; Nematoda; Chromadorea; Rhabditida; Strongylidae
Source: the annotation of a GenBank genome assembly